Molecule: messenger RNA, 1802 nt
Organism: Saprolegnia diclina VS20
Lineage: Eukaryota; Oomycota; Saprolegniomycetes; Saprolegniales; Saprolegniaceae
Exons: 2
Coding region: 1-1740 (579 amino acids)
Biological process (GO): transmembrane transport; amino acid transport
Cellular component (GO): membrane
Molecular function (GO): amino acid transmembrane transporter activity
Source: RefSeq, a predicted model, not a curated record
AUGGGCAUCAUCGACACGCUCUUCCGGACCAAGCCGAUCGAGGUCAUCCACGCCGAAGAGCGCAAGGAGGAGCUGCCUCGUGAGCUCGGCCUCAUCGAUCUCAUCCUAAUCGGUAUCGGUGGUACCGUGGGCUCUGGUGUCUUUGCGACGACGGGCGACAUUAUCAGCCAGACCGCCGGCGCCGCAGCCUUUAUCUCGUGGAUGAUUGCCGGCUUUUCGUGCAUCCUCAGCUGCUUUGCGUACAUGGAGAUGAGUUCGAUCAUCCCGUCGUCCGGCUCGACGUACGCCUACUCGUACCACAUUCUCGGCGAGCUCCCGGCCGUCAUUGCGGCGUGGCUGUUGACGCUCGAGUACGGCAUGUCGGGCGCCGGCGUUGCUCGCUCGUGGGCCACCAAGGUCCAGGACUGGGCCAAGGAAGACCUCCCGAUCAACUCGACCAAGGUCGACUGGCUCAAUGACGAGAACUACAGCUUCCUCGCGUGCCUCGUCAUGAUCCUCUCGGUCGCGAUUCUCCUCGGCGGCAUCAAGUUUGGCAAGAUCUUUAUCAACACGAUCACGACGACCAAGAUCGCGGUCGUGCUCUUCGUCAUCGUGGCCGGUUUCUCGUUCAUCAACACGGACAACCUCUCGCCGUUCGUGCCCGAACUGAUCCCCGCGACCGAGAAAGACCCGGCCCAGUUUGGCGUCCAGGGCGUCAUGCUCGGCGCGUCGCAGGCCUUCUUUGGCUACGUUGGUUUUGACGAAGUCUGCUGCAUGGCUGCCGAGGCCAAGAACCCGCGCAAGACGGUCCCGCGCGCGGUCAUUGGCGUCAUCCUCGGCACGAUGGUGCUCAGCUCCUUUGCGUCGCUCGCGCUCGCGGGCAUGAUGCCGUACGACGCCAACCCGUCAAACGGCUUUUACUUCUCCGCGGGCUUUCAGUACCAAGGCUACAACUGGGCAGGUACGAUCGUGCACAUUGGCGAGGUCUGCACGAUGCCGAUCGUGGUCCUUGUCGGGUUCCUCGCGCAGCCGCGUGUCUUGUACGCGAUGGCUGUCGACGGUCUCUGCCCGCCCAUCUUUGGCAAAGUCGACAAGAAAGGCAACCUAUUCUGGAACACGCUGAUCACGGGCAUCUUCUUCACCAUCAUUGCGCUGCUCGUGCCGUUCGACUAUCUCUGGAACUUGGUCUCGCUCGGUAUUCUGGUCGGCUUCAACAUGACCAACUCGGCGCUCAUUUUGGUCCGGACCCGCGAGGCCGCGCCGAAGAUUGCGUACAAGCUGACCGGCGCACUCGUGGCCGUCUCGCUCGCCUCGAUGUUUCUCUUCCAAAAAGGUUAUGUGGUUGCGACCGAGCCUGCGAACGGAUACCUCGUCGCGUCCUUGGUGCUCCUCGCUGCGGUCGUCGCCAUCACGUUUGCGAUUUACUACCUCUGCCCCCAAAACGUCGGGUCGCCCGACAUGUACCGGUCGCCGCUCGUGCCGUUCGUGCCGGCGCUCGCGAUCACGUGCAACUGGUACCUCAUUGCGCAGAUGGGAGCGCGGGACAUUGGUCUGUGCUGCGGCUGGGUCGGCCUCGCGGUCCUCUCGUACUUUGUCUAUGGCCACCGGUACAGCGAAGGCCAAAACGGCUGGGCCGCGAUGCUCCACCAUGAGUACACGGGGCUCAACUCGGUGCGCCCGUCGCUCACAAGCCAGAUUGUCGGCGAGAAGAAGGACUCGAUCCUCGGCUUCAAGCUCCAAGUGGCUACCCCGUCCAAGUAAAAUUUGAUGUCUAGUGUUUCUUAGUUUAAAAAUGGCCAACAUGCACCCCACGUUGCGUUCUA